Molecule: messenger RNA, 4062 nt
Organism: Coregonus clupeaformis (lake whitefish)
Lineage: Eukaryota; Metazoa; Chordata; Actinopteri; Salmoniformes; Salmonidae
Product: ATP-dependent translocase ABCB1-like
Exons: 28
Coding region: 165-3917 (1250 amino acids)
Biological process (GO): transmembrane transport
Cellular component (GO): membrane
Molecular function (GO): ATP hydrolysis activity; ATP binding; ABC-type transporter activity
Source: RefSeq, a predicted model, not a curated record
GCCUCCCUUGUUUCUCUAUUGUCAGAGCGAAGCAGAGAGAGAUAGAGAGGACAGCACCGGGGCUGUGCGGGUAAGCACCGAUAGCGGACCAACUAGUGUCAAAAAUAGAAUCGAGGGAAGAGAGAGGUCCUGUGCGGGGUGGCGGGAAAGAAGCGCACCCAGACAUGGGCAAGAAGGAUGAGAUAGCCGUGGCCAAAGCCAAGAUUGAGCAAAACGGAGACAUUGGUGAGGAUAAAGGUGAAGGGAAGAAGAAGGAAAAGGAGAAAGAGCCAAAGAUGCCGAUGAUUGGCGCCAUAGCUCUGUUCAGGUUUGCUGAUGGUUGGGACAGGUUGAUGAUGGUGCUGGGGACCAUCAUGGCCAUUGUCAAUGGAACGGUCCUUCCUCUCAUGUAUAUCGUCUUUGGGGACAUGACUGACAGCUUCAUAAGAGACUCCAUACAGACACAGAAUAACUUCACCAACAUCACUUUCCCUGUUUUCAACACCACUCUGGGAGAGGAGAUGACUGGCCAUGCUAUCUACUACUCUAUAAUAGGUGCGGUGGUGUUGGUAGCAGCCUACAUGCAGGUGGCCUUCUGGACACUGGCAGCAGGCAGGCAGGUCAAGCGCCUCAGGAAGCUCUUCUUCCACUGCAUCAUGCAGCAGGAGAUCGGCUGGUUCGACGUCAACGAGACGGGAGAACUCAACACACGCCUAACAGAUGACAUCUAUAAGAUCAACGAGGGGAUAGGGGACAAGGUGGGCAUGUUGAUCCAGUCCUUCACCACCUUCAUCGCUGCCUUCAUCAUCGGCUUCAGCCAAGGAUGGAAGCUCACCCUGGUCAUCCUGGCUGUCAGCCCUGUGCUGGGCUUCUCUGCUUUUAUAUUCAGCAAGGUACUGACAUCCUUCACGUGCCUGGAGCAGGGUGCUUAUGCUAAAGCUGGAGCCGUGGCUGAGGAGGUGAUCUCUUCUGUCAGAACAGUCUUCGCCUUCGGUGGACAACAGAAGGAGAUAACCAGGUACCAGAAGAACCUGGAGGAUGCUAUGAACAUGGGGAUCCGUAAAGCCAUCUCUGCUAACAUAGCUAUGGGCUUCACCUUCCUGAUGAUCUACCUGUCCUACGCUCUGUCCUUCUGGUAUGGCAGCACACUCAUCAUAUCUGGAGAAUACACCAUUGGAACUGUCCUCACCGUGUUCUUCACAGUGUUGACCGGGGCGUUUGCCAUUGGACAGACUUCUCCUAAUGUCCAGGCCUUCGCCAGCGCCCGGGGGGCGGCACACAAAGUCUACAACAUCAUCGACAACAAACCCCACAUCAACAGCUACUCAGACCACGGCCACAAGCCUGAUGUCAUCAAAGGAAACAUAGAGUUUAACAACAUCCAUUUCACCUACCCCUCACGACCCGACGUCAAAGUGUUGAAUGGAAUGUCUCUAACGGUGCGUAGUGGCCAGACCAUAGCCCUGGUAGGCAGUAGCGGCUGUGGGAAAAGCACCACCGUUCAGCUGCUGCAGAGGUUCUAUGAUCCACAAGAGGGAUCAGUGUAUGUAGACGGUCAUGACGUGCGCUCCCUGAACGUGCGCUUCCUGAGAGAGAUGAUUGGCGUUGUCAGUCAGGAGCCCAUCCUGUUUGCUACCACCAUCGCUGAGAACAUUCGCUACGGGCGACCUGACAUCACUCAUCAGGAGAUAGAACAGGCUGCCCGGGAGGCCAACGCCUACGACUUCAUCAUGACACUACCUGACAAAUUUGAGACUCUGGUUGGAGACAGAGGGACCCAGAUGAGUGGAGGACAGAAACAGAGGAUCGCUAUCGCACGUGCUCUCGUACGUAACCCCAAGAUCCUCUUGUUGGAUGAGGCUACCUCAGCCCUUGACGCCGAAAGUGAGACCAUCGUACAGGCUGCUUUGGACAAGGUGAGACAGGGUCGUACUACCAUCAUUGUGGCCCAUCGUCUGUCUACUAUCCGUAAUGCUGAUGUCAUCGCCGGCUUCCAGAAGGGAGAGAUUGUAGAGCUGGGAACACACAGCCAACUGAUGGAAAAAGAAGGAGUCUACCACACACUGGUCACCAUGCAGACGUUUAAGAGUUCUGAGGAGGGCGAAGAGGCGGUGGAGGAGCAGGUUCUGGAGGAGAAGGGUGCGUCAGUGACGCCGUUCUCAGAGACCACCCUCAUCAGGAGGAAGUCUACCAAGGGAUCAUCCUUCAUCGGCUCAGAGAAAGGAGACAAGGACAAGACUGAGAAGGAGGAAGAGGAUGAGGAGGUUCCUCCUGUGUCGUUUCUGAAGGUGUUGAAGCUGAACCUUCCUGAGUGGCCCUAUAUGGUGGUUGGUGUGAUCUGUGCCACUAUCAACGGAGGCAUGCAGCCUCUCUUCGCUGUCAUCUUCUCUAAAAUCAUCGCUGUGUUUGCAGAGCAAGACCAAGAACUGGUUAGACAACGCUCCUCCUUCUACUCUAUCAUGUUCGCCGCCACUGGAGUCGUCUCCUUCAUAACCAUGUUCCUACAGGGAUUCUGUUUUGGGAAGGCUGGUGAGAUUCUGACCAUGAAGCUGAGACUGAUGGCCUUUAAAUCCAUGAUGAGACAGGAGUUGGGCUGGUAUGACAGUCACAAGAACAGUGUUGGAGCUCUCACCACUAGACUGGCUACAGACGCAGCACAAGUACAGGGGGCUACAGGAGUGCGUUUGGCCACUCUGGCCCAGAACGUGGCUAACCUGAGCACCAGUCUGAUCAUCUCGUUUGUGUACGGCUGGCAGCUGACUCUUCUCAUCCUGUCUGUGAUUGCCACAGAGGCCAUAGAGAACAUCCGUACGGUGGCUUCUCUCACCAGAGAGCAGACAUUUGAGUCUCUGUACCAGGAGAACCUCAUAGUGCCUUACAAGAACUCUCAGAAGAAGGCCCAUGUGUAUGGCAUCACAUUCUCCUUCUCUCAGGCUAUGAUCUACUUUGCCUAUGCCGGCUGCUACCGCUUCGGAGCCUGGCUCAUAGAGGAAGGCAUUAUGACCUUCGAAAAUGUCUUCCUGGUGAUCUCUGCAGUGCUGUACGGAGCCAUGGCAGUAGGAGAGGCCAACUCCUUUACGCCUAACUACGCCAAGGCCAAGAUAUCAGCAUCUCACCUUAUGUUCCUCAUCAACAGAGAACCUGCCAUAGACAACUGCUCACAAGAGGGAGAAACACCGGACCACUUUGAUGGUAACGUGCGUUUCGAGGGGGUGAGGUUCAACUACCCGUCCCGUCCAGACCUUGCUGUCCUGCAGGGGCUGGAGCUGAAGGUGCAGAAGGGACAGACUCUAGCCCUGGUGGGCAGCAGUGGCUGUGGGAAGAGUACCACCAUACAAUUACUGGAGCGGUUCUACGACCCACUACAGGGCACAGUGAUAUUGGACGAGAGUGAUGCUAAGAAGCUUAACAUCCAUUGGCUGAGGGCCCAGAUGGGCAUCGUAUCCCAGGAGCCCGUGCUGUUUGACUGUAGUCUGGCAGAGAACAUUGCCUACGGAGACAACACACGCAAAGUUACCAUGGAGGAGAUCCAGAGUGCUGCUAAAGCUGCCAACAUACACAGCUUCAUAGACGACCUGCCUCAGAAGUAUGACACCCAAGCCGGUGACAAGGGGACCCAGUUGUCAGGAGGUCAGAAGCAGCGUAUAGCCAUCGCCAGAGCCAUCCUCCGCAACCCCAAAGUCCUGCUGCUGGACGAGGCCACCUCCGCACUGGACACAGAGAGCGAAAGGGUGGUGCAGGAGGCACUGGACGUGGCUCGGCAGGGCAGGACAUGUAUCGUGGUGGCCCACCGCCUGUCCACCAUCCAGAACGCUGACCUGAUCGCUGUCUUCCAGAAGGGUGUGGUGGUGGAGCAGGGCACUCAUCAACAACUACUGUCCCAGAGAGGAGUAUACUACUCACUGGUUACCACCCAGCUGGGCCAUGGCAGAAACUGAGGGAGGAGAGGAAGAGAGGAGGAUGAAGAGAGGAGAGGAAGAGAGGAGUAUACAACUCACUGGUUACCACACAGCUGGGCCAUGACAGUGAGGGAGGAGAGGAUAGAGAGAGGAGUGGAAAAGGGAGGGAGAGGCUGAGACUGCA